CACAUAAACAUGAACAAGAUACUUUAAAUGUGACACGUAUUUGCGCCUACAACUAAAGUCAAUGUUUGUCGAACAGCCUUCUAGCUAGGCUACCUAGCAAACAAGCUAGGAGCUGCUAGCCACUGGUGCUAGUUCAGUCAGCAUAGUUGGUUAAACCGUUCACCUCGAAUAUGUAUUUUCAUAGUACGCCGCUACUUCCUAUCUAUAAUAAAUGACAUUUCCAUACCUUUAAAAUGAUGAUAGAUGACAUAGUUGUAGAUUGGGCGAUAUAUUUUAAGGGUGGUCUUGUAUUGAGUUUACGAGAAAGUGUACGGCUCGUCCGUUUAGUAGCAACGAACAUUCAUGUUCCGCCCACAGCAGCGAAUGGGUUCGGAUGUAUAGAUAAACGUUUAAAAAAUAUAACCAAACAGCUUAGAUGUGAUACAUUAAAAAUAAUAACUAUUAGUAAUUACAAAAAAUAUUCUUCUAAAGAUUCAAGUUUUUUUCAGCUGUUUGUUUGGUUGCCUUAAUUGUCAAGUAUUGACAUAUGGUCCAAUCUGUCCUCCUGUCGUCACCUCCCCGUUACCGUGGUAACAUGUGGAGAGGAGCGAACAAGCGGGGAAGAUCCCGGGAAAAGUGACGUCACUGAGUCGAACUCCCCUCACCUUCCAGUGGGCAACCUGACCUUAGCAGACGGGCCAGUGGAGGUCGAUUAAACCGGAGAUGGUUCUCAUUAAAGGCGAUGACGGUUCUGUUCACAAACGCGUGAAGGCGAGCUCCGCACAGCAGGCGGACCGGUACCGGAAGCAGAAACUAGUGUCCAGAUUGGGCGACUCCGGUUUCGAGGAGGACUUGGCAACUUGCUCCCCGAUUUGUUCUUCUUCCACCCGGACAGUCCCAUGGCCGCUCCAUGAAGAUCCAGCAGCAGGACAACAGUCCAUUUGGUACCUCCAGUAUGGGGACAUUGGAUACAGGAUCCAGAGGGAGAGGGAGACACUCUUUUAUCCGUGCAAAAGUCUUGUUCUGCAGCCACAAGUCACAACAGAAGCACGCUGCAAGCUGGUCAGCUGGCUCAUCCCCGUCCACAAACACUUCCGUCUGUCUUUUGAGUGCUGCUGCCUGGCUGUGAACAUAAUGGACAGGUUCCUGGCGUGCACACCGGUCGCUGCAGACUGCUUUCAGCUUCUAGGUGUCACCGCGCUGCUCCUCGCCAGCAAAAAGGUGGAGGUGGGCUCCCCAAGUAUUAGCGAUCUCUUGUCACUGUGCUGUGACGCCUUCACCAAGGGGCAGCUCUGCAACCUGGAGUGUCUGAUUCUGUUGCGCCUCCACUUCCGCCUGGGGUCGCCUACCCUGGCCUUCUUCCUGGACUACUACACCAACCACAUAGAGGCUGUGGACAAAAGCGUGCCCAGGCAGUGUGGCAACCUGGCCCGGAAGGUGUGUGAAUUGAGCCUAGCCGACUACGCCUUCAACAAGUACGCCCCGUCUCUAACUGCCGGUUGUGCACUGAGCCUCGCAUGUGAGUUACUCCAACCUGGGCUUCUGCAGACAGCAAAGAACACAACAUCCCCGUGGGACAGCAUGAUGGAGACUCAAUGUGAGGCAGACAAAACUUCAGCACACCAGAGACCUGAUCUGGCUCAGGAGUGCACAGAAAACCUGAAACUACUGCUUGCACUCAACCGGGAGUCAUUGGAGGUGCUCUCCGACAUGUGAAGUCAAGGCUUACAUGGAGGAAAGUACCACAUUUCUAUGACAGACUGUUUCAGUAUUGUAUAACAUUUUGCUAAUGAUGAUUACUUAUUAUACUGUAUAUACCUGAGUGUCACUGUGUGAAAAAUUAAAUGAUGCAUUGAUAUUUUGGAAACAAA
Doryrhamphus excisus (bluestripe pipefish) is the source of this 1850-nucleotide messenger RNA. RefSeq names its product cyclin O (gene ccno). NCBI's taxonomy places the organism in Eukaryota, Metazoa, Chordata, Actinopteri, Syngnathiformes, Syngnathidae. The record is from RefSeq and is a predicted model, not a curated record.